Molecule: messenger RNA, 6236 nt
Organism: Haliotis rubra (blacklip abalone)
Lineage: Eukaryota; Metazoa; Mollusca; Gastropoda; Lepetellida; Haliotidae
Exons: 12
Coding region: 102-4214 (1370 amino acids)
Cellular component (GO): membrane
Molecular function (GO): protein binding
Source: RefSeq, a predicted model, not a curated record
AAUGACCAAUCGACUGGCCGAAGUGCUCUCUAUAUAAGCAGCUGCAACAUGAGAGGUGUUAUUAUUUCAUUAGUGUGUCACGGGGUCACUGUUACAUUGCUAUGGAAACGUCUAAAAACGAAGACUCGGGCGUGUUGCGAGCGAAGCACUCGUACAAUCCUCGUUACCAUGACGAACUGGCGCUCACAGUUGGGGAUGAGAUAGCCGACAUCAAAGACGUCGGCAACGGUUGGGUUGUCGGCCACAACAAGACCACGGGCAAUACUGGACUGUGUCCGAGAGAGUACCUGCACAGUGCUGUGAGGAGAAGCACUAUGGUCAACAUUAUGCACAGGGUGUCGAGCAUUUACACGCAUAUGACACAAAACGUUAUGCCACCAAAGAAAAGCGACCAGAUGGCGCUGACGUCUAUUGGAGGAAGCAGCGACACGCUUGACAUUGAAAUGUUCAGCGACACUUUACCGGAGAAACAGAUGUCUGUCGUCCAGGUGUUCGUCCGGGUGAUGUGUGGAGUCCUGUCGAGUCUGUUCCUCGGGGGGCUGAUAUUUGCAGCACUGUUAUACAUAUACAGGUUCACACUCAUUCAGUCCGGAGCAAUAGCAGGGGGGAUAACCUUCCUCAUGGGCAUGUUCCUGAUUUUCUCCCCAUACGUCCGCUGUGUGGCAGCACUGAUGUCAGUCAGCGUGUUUACAAGUCAAGGACGGGCUGCCAUCUUGACCCUCAUCCCUGGACUUCUUCUAACUGGGCCAAUAAUGAACAUGCAAAGAAACAUCAACGAGGGAGCAACAUCUGUUGGCUGUGUAGCAGAGGUUGUUAUGAACCAAACACUGGCACUCCACAACCAGAUCUUAGACUCCGUAACCAUGCAACGAGACAACCUGGAGAAUGCAGUCAAAGAAGCGGAGAACCUCACCUUCACCUCGACUGGUCCAGAUCUGAACACUACAGAUGGUCUACCCACACCCACGCACAGCAACGAAAGUGUUAUAGAGUGCCUUAGCCGCAUGGAGCAAAUUAAAGAAAGAUGCACCAAUGUGACGAAGUUGCAGAAGGAGCCGAACAUAACAGUCCACAAACUCCCAUGCAGCAAACUACUAGUAUUUGGAAAGAAAUGCAAAGAAGUGGAGAUAAAGCCACCAAAGACGGACGCCUUCUGCACUUCUCUGGAAGGAAUAGAGGAACUCUGCUACCCUUCAAGCCGAUCUAAAAGAAGCAUCUCGUCAAUUAGGAAUGGAUUGAAAGGCCUUUCUGACAAGUUUAAUGUCAGAUUGAAUAGUACCAAGGUUGUGGACAUCAGAGGGAACACUUCCUUUAACCUUGUCCAGAGGAUAGAAGACAUAAAGAAGGAAGUGCAGAGGAAGAUGGACAAGGUGGUACACGUCUUCGGCAUCAUCAAUAAACUCCUCAUCAUCUUUGUUCUUCUUGCCUUUGUCAGUGCUGGGAUCUACCUAAAAAAAUUCCUUCGGAAGAUCAAGUUUGACAACGUCUAUAUCACCUCCCAGCUGAAGAAUCUUGAUAAGCAGCUGAGGGCAACGGGCAAAGAGAGUGCUGUUCUCCCUCUUCUGAAACGAGAGAGGAGGAAGUAUAUCAAUUCAACGUCGCUGAAAUUAGUCGACUCUGAAUCUUUCGCGUGGAAAGUUGGCAUGUCUCAAGUUGUCCUCCACAUCAUCAUAGCUACUAUCAUCCUCCUUGUAGACUACGGAAUCUUCUACGUCCUAAUGCUUGUAAAGGAGAACGGAGGUGUUGAUAUAGCGUAUUCUGGCGGUGCAACAUUAGCCGUUGAUGUGGAGGGUUCUCAGCCCAUAGCGAUCUUCUUUAAGACCAUUCUGGAGAGCUUGAGCACCUCAAACGCUUUCAAUAAUACUUUCAGCUUUGAGCAGUGUCUUCCAGAAGCUUCACAGUCUCCAAGGAACAUUCUGUAUCUGAUACUAACUCUCUACACACUGGUCAUCCUGUUCGUAUUGCUACAGUCUUAUGGGCUUCGACUGAGACGCAAGAUUGCCGCUUUCUUCUUCCCAGAGAGGGAGAUGGAAAGGGUCAGUUUUCUGUGUCGCCAUAUUUUGCUGAAAAGGAAAAUGAGAUCGGCAGAGAGGGAUGUACACAGUCUCAAGGAAUGGCGGAGAUGGUUAAGUCGAAAGGGAAGGAAAGCCAGUGACUGUAAGACAAGAUCAUCACACGAUGCCAGUCCGAGUCAAACUGGGAGCUACACAGGAGGCACCAUGAGCGGGCUGAGAAGAUUUAGCCGCAAACCUGAAGGCAGGGCGUGUGUGUAUCGUGUGAAACAUCAGUAUAAUCCAACCAAACAAGAUGAGCUCCAACUGGGAAUCGGAGAUGAACUCCGCAACAUCAAAGACGUCGGGAACGGCUGGGUGGUUGGGUACAACACGACCACGGGGAAAACUGGACUAUGUCCGAAAGAUUACCUGCAGAAAGGAGGGAGCGGAAGAGGCCAGAAAAUGCACUCGUGCGUUGAUUGGCAUAUUGGUGGGCCUGUUUUUGGAUGCGUGAUGUUUGCAGCUCUUUGUCUUUCGUAUCGCUACUCGUUUGUGGAAGGUGCAGCAAUAUCAGGGGGGAUCACUCUGGUGAUGUGCGUCUUCCUGGUUAUCUCCCCUCAUGCCCGCUGCGUGGCAGCACUGAUGUCAGUGAGCGUGUUUACAGGUCAAGGUCGCACUGCGUUUCUGUCUCUAAUACCUGGCCUUCUCCUUGCUGGACCGGUGAUAAACAUGCACAGGAACUUAAACGAGGCCGCAUCGUCUGUAGCCUGCAUAGCAGAAGUGGUCCUCAAUCAAAGUCUCGCCCUACAUCAUCAGCUUCUAGAACCAAUUGCUAAGCAACAGAAGAGCAUUGAAGAAGCGGCGGAAGUGGUUGAGAGAAAAGCAUCCGCUAUUCGAUUGGCCUUGACAUCCUUCAGGACGGAAGUCAACAAUAUUGAGGAGUCGGUUGUUGAUGCCAACUCGUCAAAGGGGUGUGCUGGUCAACUGCAGUUCAUGUACGCAGACUGUAAGCAAACAAUACAGGACUCCAUCAAGGUCUGUAAGGCUUCGGCAGGAACGGGCGCUUCUCGAAGUAGAGGCCAAUCAAAUGGAAGGAACAAUGACCCGAGUAACAGCCAAGGGCAGCCCACAGCACAGGCCUUCAUCUUCGGUAGAAAAUGCGACCCUUCACUGUGUGACUCGAUCAAGUCAAAGUCCAUCUGUGACCCACUGAAGGAAUCGAAUAUCUGCAAGUGGGCAAAUAACACAGUGAUCAAGUCCAGCGCCAAGACAGUCACAGAAAGGUUUGACGAGAUCGACGAGCUUCUGGGUUUCAGCAUUAACAGCUCCAGUGUCAUCGACGUCAGAGGCAACACUUCAAGUGACCCUAUUCAAAGAGUCCGGGAGCUGAAGAGGAGACUACAAGAGCAACUGGACUUUGCUGUCUUCAUCUUCAAGAUCCUCAAUCGGAUCCUCAUCAUCUUCCUCAUCUCGGCCUUCAUCAAAGCCUGCCUCUAUGUCAGGCGAUAUCUUCGCAGUCUCAAAUUUGACAACAUUUAUCUCCGAGAUCAAAUCAAGUAUCUGGACGAACACAUUCGGGCUGAGGACGAAAGUAAAGCCUUAUAUCCACUGAAAGAUGUAGAAAAGAAGAAAUACAUUAAUUCCUUAACCCUCAACCUUAGCCGAUUGGAAUCUCUGUCAUGGACGAUGGGAUUGACGCAGGUGAUGCUGCACAUCUUUCUGUCAGCUGUGGUGAUACUUGUCGAUUAUGGACUGUAUUAUGUUCUCAUAAUCCUUCAAAGAAAUGGAGAUGUGGAUUUUCUUGUAACAGGAGGAGUAUGGCUACAGGUAAAUGUUAGCGGAUCCGGGCCUUUCGCUGACAUGUUUAGAACAGUUGUUGAAGGCAUCAGCGUUUCGAAAUCGUUUGAGGAUGUUCUGAACUUCAAAAGAUGUCUUCCGUCUCCUACUGAGCAACCGAGGAAAAUUCUUUACUUACUUAUCUCCCUUUACUCCCUCGUGUUGGUCUUUGUUCUCCUGCAAGCGUAUGGACUGAGGCUUAGGCACAAAAUGGUGGCGUUCUUUUUCCCCGAGCGCGAGGCAGAACGAAUUCACUACUUGUACAGACACAUUCUUAAUAAGAGAAGACUCAGGGCUGAAGAGAGCAAGAAGCUGAAUCUUCUGAAGGACCAGUGGAGUGUCAUUGGUUCAGAACAUUCCGACGAAAAAACUACAAACUGUUGAACAGCAGAUUUAUGCUAAUGAAUGCUUAUUACAUAGUAGUUGUAACAUCUUUCUAUCAUACAUGUCCCAAGUUCCGAAGGCUUGGAAAUCUCUUCGUAGAUUGAGAUGAGAAUGUAACUUUUUUCUUGGAUUCGGAAUAUUUUCAGUAUUUGGCAAUGAAUCGUAAUAUUGCUCUUGAUUGGACUAAAGAUUGGAGGGAGGUUUAAUAAAGAAGUAGUACUCACAAGUAUACCUGUGUAGGAAAUGGAAUUCGGUUCGUCGGCGUGCCAACCGAGCCCUUUAAUAACCAGGCUAUUUAACAUUCCGAAAUGCUCAGCCUGUAAGUUACAAAACAUCGUUUAUUACCUACGAGGGCGAACAUAUCUGGGUUCAUAUUUUAAUUCAUACGAUGCCCUAGGGCAAAAUAUCACUUUGUCAUGGUGACGUGACGUCAUGAAUACUCGCUCUCUCUCGGGAAAUACCAACAUUUAGGAACUCGUGUCGUAAACAUAAUAUGACAUUGGCACUCAUAUAAUAUCCUCUGUUUAUGCACCUUUUCACAAACAUCCGGUAAUAUCGCACUUUGAUAGUGAUUCAUUACCACAUGACCAUGAUGUCGUCUAAAUCGUACAAUCGACAAUGCAUUUGGCUGAGAUUUCUUGUUGGUAUGGAAAGGGUUCUGUCGCGUAUAUUCAUUAAGCCUUUAUACUCUAGCAUACCUAAUUCUAGCAUACCGAAUACAUCAAUUGAUGAUUUAGAAGCAUGGACAAUACUGAAAUCCAUAGACCUCGUUUCGUUUUGUGGAGAGUUACUUCCCUUCCCAUAUUGAUCAAAUUUUACUUCCCUUCCCAUAUUGAUCAAAUUUAGAUAUUUUAAAUGCUGUUGACAGAUUACAUGAGUGAGAAAGAAGCCAAAGACACCAUUAUAAUCCUUAUCACAAUGUAUUAUUCACAUUUAUGAAUCUUUGGUUUACCUACACAGUGAUAAAAGACGCUACCAAGAGAUAAAUUUACUUUCGUUAGUUCAGUUUUUUUAUUGUUAGUGCAAAUGUAAAAUGCAGGAUUACCUCAUAUAAAUCCUUUUGACUUUCCACAUGAGGUACGUCUGGUAAAAAUUAUAAGUCGCUGGGGAAUAUUACUUACCACGGCAUCUAUUUACCUACUCUUAAAUGUCCCACUUCAGCUUGACAUGGCUAUUUAGGUAGAUAUCGUAGUGUUUACAAAGGCUGCUUUCCAACGACAAGCUGUGUUUGUAGGAGGAUGGGCAUGAUUACCCACUAUACACAUGACCCGUGAAGAUCCAGAUUAGAAUUGAUCUUCAGCAACCCAUGCCUGCCGUAAGAGGCGACAAACGAUGCUCAUGCUGUUGAUCACUGGAUUGUCUGUUCCAGACUCGGUUAUAUACAGACCGCCGCCAUAUAGCUGGAAUAUUGCUGAGUGCGGCGUAAUACAACAAACCAACCAACACUAUACACAUGACCAUGUACAUCCUACUGUUUGUUUCUUCAAGGCUUCAUGUAUAAAUGGGGCGGUGGGGUAGCCUAGUGGUUAAAGCGUUGGCUCGUAGCGCCGAAGACCCGGGUUCGAAUCCCAUUGGGUACAAUGUGUGAAGCCCAUUUCUGGUGUCCCCCGCCGUGAUGUUGCUGAAAUAUUGCUUAAAGCGGCGUAAAACCAAAUUCAGUCAGUCAGUCAGUCAUGUAUAAAUAUCUGCUCCUGACAAACUAUGUUUCUGUGCUUGCUCUACGUGAACUUACAUCUAUAUUGACAUGGCAAGUUACCCAUUUAUACACAAUAAAAAGCGCCAAUACACACUGAAGAAUACUUCACUUCAGUUAAGCCAAGCAUUGAUUUUGUGAAUGUGUUCUAGCUUGUGUCCUAUUCAAGUUAAAUUGCCACACUGGUUUAUAAUGUUUCUUUGAUUUGGUACAUUUACCAAAAAAUGUCUUCAUUGUGCCUUAGGCAAGUUUCGUUUGUUCGUGAUUGUUCCAUGUUUUUCACAAAACCUGUGCAUUUGCUCAUGAUAUUAAAAAAAUAUGCAAAUUUC